ACUCAUCAACAUAUUUCAUUUCCGGUAGAUUUAUGAAUGAACAUUUUCUCACGAUUUUCCGAGUCGUUUCUUUGUGUCACUUUUCAAAUCUGAUGACUUUACCACCAGAAAGGGAAACAUAAUGGCAUCAGGUGGUGAAGCCAGUUCAAAAAUGUCAAAGUCCAAACAGGAAGUGAAAGUAAAGCCUCGUCUGCUCUCUACCAGACAUCGUCUACAUAGGUCAUCUGUUCGGCCAUUCUUCUGCUGUGGCAGCCAACUUUCACUUAACAGUAUUACAGAGAUAAAAGAUCUGCCAGUGGAUAAAGGAAAAUCCAUUGAAGACGAUUAUGUUGACGUAUCAGAUUCGGACGACAUGCUUGAAGAUCUUGACAACCUACAUGUCUCACAUGCAGCUGUGAAAGUGGAGCUGCCCACUUGUACAAGAGGGGCAAACAGCAAGCGCAAAAAGCUGGGUAAUCAGACGAAUUCGCGUAAAAAGUUCUGGACUGUAAAGUUAAAGGGGAAACUAACUGUUUCAAAGAGGUCUCAUUUUGGGUCUGAUUCAAAGCUAAGUGCUACGCAAGUGGAAAAUGAAGGUGCUUCAUGUGUAUGCACAUCUUUAAAGUCCUUACAGUCAUUGCCGAGCGCAGACAGGGAGUUUCCACCAAAUACAGAUUCCAGAUGGUCUCUUUCUGGCUCUAGAGGAAAUGUGAUGCCAUCAGUUUCGAACAAUGUAGGUUUGGCUGUUGAUUUAGACAUUAGGCAAAGAUCAAGUAGGGAUAGACCUUUGCGGAAUUUCAAUCAACCACUACCAUUUAUACCAAAUUUCAACACCCUCUACCCAAUAAAUGACAUCGAUGAACAGCGUAUAGCGCAAAGAAGAUAUGAAAUGGAGCAUGGGAUAUAUGAAAGGGAAAAUGUAGAGGAUGUCUGGGUGCUUGGUUCACAACAAGAGACUGAAGCCAGUGAACCGAGUGGUGACACUGAAGGAAUUGGCCAGUACCCUUCGUAUGGUGCUAUGGGGCUUCUGUCUCGGGCUUGUCCAGGGCCAAGUCGCGAACGAGCUACAUGUAGUAGGCCGGGGCCUACUAGAAGUGUUGAGUGUUCAACCGUCAAUCUGAGUGCUCCACCCUGGGUGCGCAAUAUCCCACGACCAACAGGAGUACAUACACAAGUGGACUACAAGCAUUUCCUUGUCCCCGAUAUGGAUCGCAUAGUGAACUCAAGCUUCUACUGGGGUGUGAUGGAUCGCUACCAAGCAGAAAAGCUAAUUGAGAACAAACCGGAGGGCACUUUCCUUCUGAGGGAUAGUGCCCAGGAUGAGUUUUUGUUUUCUGUCAGCUUCAGGCGGUAUGGCAGAUCUCUUCAUGCAAGGAUUGAGCAGUGGAACCACAAGUUCAGUUUUGACUCACGAGACCCUGGUGUGUUUGCGGAUGACUCUGUGUGCGGUCUCAUUGAACACUACAAGGACCCGAGCUGUUGUAUGUUCUUUGAACCAAUGUUGACACUUCCCAUGCAUCGGAACUUUCCGUUUUCACUUCAGCAUGUAGCAAGGGCAGUUAUAAGCAGCCGAGUCUCCUACGACGGGAUCAACAAACUGCCUCUGCCAAUCAGCUUGAAGGAGUACCUUCAGUUCUACCAUUACAAACAGAAAGUCAGGGUGCGAAGAUUUGACACUGUUGUUGCUUAGAACGGGCGAAGUGCAAUCAAAUAUUUUUUUCUUGAUGCAAUGUCAGUUAUUUUGGUUACGGUAGUGAAUUCAUUAACAUUAUAUAUUCAUCACAAACUUGCAUACAUAUAUAUCUUGUGCUAGUAAGUUUAUAAUGUUGAAAUGCCAUAAUUAGAAGGAUUUUCCAUGUACAAAUAUGACAAAUUUAACACUCAAUUUAAUUAGCUCCUUAAUAAUCCUUAAUUGUUUUUACAAGACUUAAGGUUAAUUUUACAAGACUUAAGGUUAAUUUUACAAGACUUAAGUUUUUUUUACAAGACUAAAGGUUUAUUUCACCAGACUAAAGGUUUUUUACCAGACUAAAGGUUUAUUUCACCAGACUAAAGGUUUAUUUUACAAGACUAAAGGUUUAUUUUACAAGACAUUUUACAAGACUAAAGGUUUAUUUUAAAAGACUUAAGGUUUAUUUUACAAGACUAAAGGUUAAUUUUACAAGACUAAAGGUUUAUUUGACAAGACUUAAUGUUAAUUUUACAAGACUAAAGGUUUAUUUGACAAGACUAAAGGUUUAUUUCACCAGACUAAAGGGUUAUUUUACAAGACUAAAGGUUAAUUUUACAAGACUAAAGGUUUAUUUGACUAGACUAAAGGGUUAUUUACAAGACUAAAGGUUUAUUUUACUAGACUAAAGGGUUAUUUCACAAGACUAUAGGGUUAUUUACAAGACUAAAGGUUUAUUUCACCAGACUGACUAAAGGUUUAUUUCACCAGACUAAAGGUUAAUUUUACAAGACUAAAGGUUUAUUUGACUAGACUAAAGGGUUAUUUACAAGACUAAAGGUUUAUUUGACAAGACUAAAGCUUUAUUUUACUAAACUAAAGGGUUACAAUGUAUUUACAAGACUAAAGAUUUAUUUCACCAGACUUAAGGUUAAUUUUACAAGACUAAAGGGUUAUUUUACAAGAUUAAAGGAUUAUUUUACAAGACUAAAGGUGUAUUUCACCAGAUUAAAGGUUUAUUUUACAAGACUAAAGGUUUAUUUUACAAGACUAUUAAAAGAAGAUUUUCUAUUGUUCAGUAGCUUGGAAAUUCAUCACAGAGCUCAAGAUAGAUAAGGUUUUGGGUUAAAGGGCAUUCCCCCCUCCCCCCCAUAUUUCCCCCCGUUGUUGUGAUAUCCUCAGUAGAAGUUUAUAUUCCCAAAGAAUAUAUCACAUGCUAGAUCUACGCUUUACAUCAAAUGUUCUAUACAUGUAUUUUUAUUGUGACACCUGCAAAGCAUGUUAGAUGUAUUGACAUCUCUUAAGUCUUUCCGGGUGGCAUCUCACUUGCUUACAAUGAUAUCAAUAACUAACGAAUGACUUGUUGUAGUGAAAUUGAAUUUUGUAUACACAAUGGUCAUGGUCAGUAGGUGACCCUUAUGAUUUUGGGGUCAAAAUUGCAGUGACCUUUGUAUGAAAAAAACAUAACGUCUUGACCGUAGGUCUAUUUAUGCCGGACUGCUUUUAAUUUUGAGAUCAGUAGGUAGAUGUUGUAAUGACCUCUUGAUUUGAGGUCAGUGCAUGAAGGUCAAGGUCGUAUUGACUUUUACAUUAAGAGAGUACCGGUAUUACAUUUAACAAUGAUAGUGACACAAGCGAAUCAUUAAGGCAAACUUGUAUUUCAAGUAUAUUAAUUUUGAUUCAUAAACUGAACAUUUUGUCUUUGUAUUGGCUCUAAGACACCUUUGUUGCUAUUUAUUAAGUGUUUGUUAUGUUUGCCUUAGUGACUAUGCAUGCACAUAAUUUAUUGUAUGUUUUAUGAUAUAUAUAUAUAUAUAUAAUAUAUAUCUGAAAUAUAUAUAACCCAGCAUGCUUUUCAGUUUGUCGUAAGUAUUUAUGUCUCCCCCUCUCUGGGGGAGACAUAUUGUUUUUGCCCUGUCCGUCAGUCCGGUAGUCCGGUAGUCCGGUAGUCCGUCAGUCCGUCAGUCCGUCCGUACGUCACACUUCGUUUCCGAUCGAUAACUGGAAAACCGCAUGACCUAGGAUCACCAAACUUGGUAGGGAGGUUGGUCAUGAGGUGUAGAAGAUCCCUAUUGUUUUUGGGGUCACUAGGUCAAAGGUCAAGGUCGCGGCGACCCCCAAUGUAAAAAACAUUUCCGCUCAAUAUCUUGACAAUGGUUUGACCUAGGUUCACCAAACUUGGUAGGGAGGUUGGUCAUGAGGUGUAGAAGAUCCCUAUUGUUUUUGGGGUCACUAGGUCAAAGGUCAAGGUCGCGGCGACCCCCAAUGUAAAAAACAUUUCCGCUCAAUAUCUUGACAAUGGUUUGACCUAGGUUCACCAAACUUGGUAGGGAGGUUGGUCAUGAGGUGUAGAAGAUCCCUAUUGUUUUUGGGGUCACUAGGUCAAAGGUCAAGGUCGCGGCGACCCCCAAUGUAAAAAACAUUUCCGCUCAAUAUCUUGAGAAUGGUUUGCCUAGGUUCACCAAACUUGGUAGGGAGGUUGGUCGUGAGGUGUAGAGGAUCCCUAUUGUUUUUGGGGUCACUAGGUCAAAGGUCAAGGUCGCGGCGACCCCCAAUGUAAAAAACAUUUCCGCUCAAUAUCUUGAGAAUGGUUUGACCUAGGUUCACCAAACUUGGUAGGGAGGUUGGUCGUGAGGUGUAGAGGAUCCCUAUUGUUUUUGGGGUCACUAGGUCAAAGGUCAAGGUCGCGGCGACCCCCAAUGUAAAAAACAUUUCCGCUCAAUAUCUUGAGAAUGGUUUGACCUAGGUUCACCAAUCUUGGUAGGGAGGUUGGUCGUGAGGUGUAGAGUAUCCCUAUUGUUUUUGGGGUCACUAGGUCAAAGGUCAAGGUCACGGCGACCCCCAAUAUAAAAAACAUUUCUGCUCAAAAUCUUGAGAACGGUUUGACCUAGGUUCACCAAACUUGGUAGGGAGGUUGGUCAUGAGGUGUAGAAGAUCCCUAUUGUUUUUGGGGUCACUAGGUCAAAGGUCAAGGUCGCGGCGACCCCCAAUGUAAAAAACAUUUCCGCUCAAUAUCUUGAGAAUGGUUUGACCUAGGUUCACCAAACUUGGUAGGGAGGUUGAUCAUGAGGUUUAGAAAACUCCUAUAUUUUGGGGGGUCACAAGGUCAAAGGUCAACGUCGCUGUGACCUCUAAUGUAAAAAAAUAUUUCCGUGCAAUAUCAGGAGAAUGCUUUGAUCUAGGUUCACCAAACUUUGAAGUGAGGUUGGUCAUGAUGUCUAGUUGAUUUUGCAAUCAGUUGGUCAAAGGUCAAGGUCACUGACCUUGAGGUGAAGAACCGGUUUCUGCUCAAUAACUCAAGAACGUUUACACCCAGGAACUUCAUACUUGGUAUGCCAGUUAGUCAUGACUAGUUGAUGGCCCCUAUUGAUUUUGGGAUCCAUCAUUGAUUAUUUCUCACCUACGACCACACAAUGGGGGAGACAUGCGCUUUUUCAAAAAAGCAAUCUCUAGUUUUUUCAUAUUUUCGUGUAUUAGUUUUCUGGGCACAAUAAUUAUGCACUCGUGACUUGAGUUGGUAUUUGAAAAUCAGACUCGAAAUGCAAAUCUUUAAAUUCCGUAAGUUAUUUUGAUUAUAGGUAAUUUUUAACAUCAUAUGAGUAAGUAAUUGUAAAAAAUGGUAUUUACAACAUCAGUGAUUUUUCUUGGUGCAAUUUACUGCCUUCUAAAGGCUGUUUUCCCUUGUGAAUAAAUGUUCAUUUUCCCCCAAAAAAAUAUCCCAUAUUUGAUAAAUGCAGAUUAUGUUAAUGAAUACCUAAUGAAAAAAGCAAUGAAUUUUUAGAAAAAUAAACAAAAUCUUGACAAGACUAACUCUUUUACAGCAUAAUGUAUGCAUAAAAAGUGUAAACAUCACAUAUAUUUGCCAUUAUAUUAGCUAUUUUGGCCUGAUUUUGUAUUUUUCUCAAAGUUGACUAUUUUGCAAAACACAGGUAGUGAAAAUUAUUUCAAAAAAACAAAAUCACUGAACAUACAAGGCCAGUUUAACUGUAAUUGCUCUGUUAAUAAAGAUUGUAAGUAAAAUGCAGAUUUGCAGUUUCGUGUCCAGAGUCUUAAAUUCCGGCUGGAUACAUUUGUGAAAAGGUGCCCGGAACUCUUACACUAGAUCAUUGCAUAAAAACAUUUCAGCAAGUUCUGCCAUAUAUAAAAAAUUGAGAAUAUAUGUAUAAUUGAGAAUUUGACAGACCCAGAAAGCAUUUUAGCAGUGCGCGGCUUGCAAACUUGUGCUAAUUUUAAUCACAGAUGCAUAAGCAUGUACUUUGUUAGUUCCAAUUCUUGCUGUGAUUUAUUUUAUUAACAUAAUAAUGUAUACUUAAACUUUCUGUCCAGGUUUGUACAUUUUUCUGACUUAUUGCAGAUGUACAUUAUAAAUUGGUGCUAGUAUGAUAUUGCUAUUCAGGUGAGAGUUAUAUUUUUUGUUGCUCGGAUCUGCCAACUGGAUUUUUAUGCUAGUUUGUAAAAAAUAAAGAUAAUAAUCUGACUUGGAACAAAUUUAAUAUAAUCUUCCCUUUGUGCUGGACAAUGCUGCAAUUCAGUCUGAUAUCAAUUUUUUCAUCCGCUUUUUGAUAUAUUUCAAUCAGAACUUUCUAACAAAAUCAGAUAACUGUCAGUGAUGACUCUAAAAACUUUAAAACUUGAACAAACUUUGAAGGAAAACUUGCAUAAAAUCAAAACUAUUGAUUUUUUUAAUAUAUUAUUUCCUUAUCCCGAGACAAUAAUUUAUUUUAUUCUUUUUAAAGUCUGGGUUACCUAUAAUUUUAGAAACUCGCUAUUAAAGACUUGUUGUUAUUGGUGCUGACUUUGAAUUUAAAUGUCUUGAAAUUAAUGAAUUAAGUAUUAGAAGUUAAACCGUUUAAUUAUACACAUGUUAAUGAAACAGUAUGUGCAUUUGUUAUUUAAACUUAACGUUUAGAGGGUAGUGUGUAUAACCAUGUAGUCUAGUAGUUAUUGUGUUGUGUGUGCGUAUUUAUAUUUCUAACAUGAAAGUCUUUGUUUGAAACUGAUAUUACUGAAUAAGCAAAUGACUUAAGUAAAAAGUUGUAUAAUGUUUUUAGUCAAUUUAUGUAUUGACUUAAAAUUUAAAGAAAGGCUAUUAAUGAUAAAUUAAUUUCUUUAAAUUAAUGUUGUAAUUUAUUAACUACCAGUGUUAUACUUUAGAUGAAAAGUUUCUCGUGUAAAUUAUAUAUUGAAUGUUGCCGUAUUUUCUUGUUACAGUCUUCUGUGUUAAAGGAAUAAAGUUUUAAAUGGU
Mya arenaria is the source of this 6893-nucleotide messenger RNA. Its product is annotated as suppressor of cytokine signaling 4-like. Gene Ontology annotation, cellular component: phosphatidylinositol 3-kinase complex. Gene Ontology annotation, molecular function: 1-phosphatidylinositol-3-kinase regulator activity. NCBI's taxonomy places the organism in Eukaryota, Metazoa, Mollusca, Bivalvia, Myida, Myidae. Gene Ontology annotation, biological process: phosphatidylinositol phosphate biosynthetic process; intracellular signal transduction. The record is from RefSeq and is a predicted model, not a curated record.